CUUUCUAUACUUUGAGAUUAACCACACUCCUUUUAUGCGCAGCCCCUACUGUUUAUUUAUUUUAAAUCCCACCUAAAUAUCUCUUUAUUUUCUGAAGAAAUCACACUGUGAAGUGUGGUUCGUCUUCCGAUAGUGGGGGGAAAUCUCCGGUUCAAUUUGGAGAUUUUGACGGCCAUUGUUCUGGUCAUAUUUCGUGGUUCCAAGAUGGUGGUGCAGGGUUUUACCGUUGACUUAAACAAACCUCUCGUUUUCCAGGUUGGCCAUCUUGGUGAAGCUUAUCAGGAGUGGGUUCACCAGCCAAUUGUCAGCAAGGAAGGCCCUCGUUUUUUCAAAAGUGAUUUUUGGGAGUAUUUGACACGGAACGAAUGGUGGGUGAUUCCCCUUAUUUGGCUCCCGGUUGUUUGCUGGUCCCUUUCAAGAGCCGUUUCUUUUGGCAAUACAAUUCCCGAGGUGGUAUUAUUGACAGUAUUUGGCAUUUUCGCCUGGACAUUGGUCGAAUAUACCCUUCAUCGCUUCCUUUUCCACAUUGAGACAAAGAGUUAUUGGGGUAACACAAUGCAUUAUCUUAUCCAUGGUUGUCAUCAUAAGCACCCAAUGGAUGGUCAACGCCUUGUUUUCCCUCCUGCUGCUACAGCUGUGCUUUUAUUCCCAUUCUGGAAUUUGAUAAAAUUAAUUUCCACUCCGAUGACUGCUCCUGCUGUAUUUGGAGGGGGUCUACUGGGAUAUGUGAUGUACGACGUAACUCAUUACUACUUGCACCAUAGCCAGCCAACCAGUGAAUUCCCCAAGAAUCUCAAGAAAUAUCAUCUAAAUCAUCAUUUCCGAGUCCAGGACAAAGGCUUCGGCAUCACUUCAUCACUAUGGGAUAAGGUUUUCGGAACUCUGCCUCCUUCAAAACUUGCUGGCAAAAGCAGAUGAGAAAUUCUUCACCAUUAAUGAAAGCGCUUCUUCUUCGAUUCUUAGUUUAAAUUAUCGAUGAAAACAUUUGUUCAAUCAUUAUUCAAUUCUUAGUUUGUAUAAUUCGGUUAUCGUGUUGCUUAGCUGCACUUCCUCUUCGGUUGCUUGUAUAAUGUAUCAUAGAAGUUUCAUGAAUUGAGAAUUCCAGUUAUUAAAUUUUAUUGGUUCUUCAGUGUGU
This is a messenger RNA of Erythranthe guttata (spotted monkey flower), 1135 nucleotides long. RefSeq names its product dihydroceramide fatty acyl 2-hydroxylase FAH1. NCBI's taxonomy places the organism in Eukaryota, Viridiplantae, Streptophyta, Magnoliopsida, Lamiales, Phrymaceae. Gene Ontology annotation, molecular function: iron ion binding; fatty acid 2-hydroxylase activity. Gene Ontology annotation, biological process: fatty acid metabolic process; lipid biosynthetic process. Gene Ontology annotation, cellular component: membrane; endoplasmic reticulum. The record is from RefSeq and is a predicted model, not a curated record.